AUGCCACCCAAGCCCCCAACACUCACCCUCAUCCUCGCCGCCACACCAAACCUCGGCAUUGGAAACGCCGGAGGUCUACCCUGGCCCCAGCUCAAAAAGGAAAUGGGUUUCUUCGCUCGCGUAACAAAACGCACAUCACCAUCAAGUAACAACGACAUAAAGAAGAUCAACGCCGUGCUCAUGGGCCGCAAAACCUGGGAAAGCAUACCGCCCAAAUUCCGCCCUCUAAAAGACCGCUUGAACAUCGUCAUCACAUCGCAGCCCGAGGAAUUCGCAAAGAAAUUAGACAAGAAGGACGACACAGAAGAUGUUAUCGAAGGACCCAUGGUGUGCUCUGGCAUCCUAGACGCACUAUCGCAACUUGAGCAUUUCCAAGAUAAGAAGACUUCAUCAACAUCAUCAUCUCCAACCCUCAAACUCGACAAAAUCUUCGUCAUUGGCGGCGCAAGCAUAUACAAGACGGCGCUUGAACUCCCCCAGACGAAGCGUGUGUUGCUUACCAAGAUCAACAAGGAGUUUGAGUGCGACACGUUUUUCCCUGUUAAUCUGGAGGAGACUACGUUUUGGGAGGGGAGGAGUAGGGAGGAGAUGGGGGAGUUUACGGGGGAGGAGUUGGUGGAGGGGGGGUUGGAGGAACAGGGGGUGGGUUUUGAGUUUUGUAUGUAUGAGAGGGAGUAGGUGGGGGUUAGUUAUGACAGGGAUGUUUGAGGAAGAUAGUUUGGUACUGCAUCGGGCUUAUGCUGUGAACGCCUCUAUUGUAUGCUAGCUAACUAGCUGAUGAUAUGCUAGUACAGACUUUACCACUCAGGUUUGGAAUAUCUGGUGGCAUGCCAUUUCUAGAAUACUGUUUUGCUAGGUUGGUAUUCCAGAGGAAGUCAACUAU
This is a messenger RNA of Pyrenophora tritici-repentis Pt-1C-BFP, 883 nucleotides long. The record is from RefSeq and is a predicted model, not a curated record. Lineage: Eukaryota; Fungi; Ascomycota; Dothideomycetes; Pleosporales; Pleosporaceae.